This is a messenger RNA of Durio zibethinus, 453 nucleotides long. NCBI's taxonomy places the organism in Eukaryota, Viridiplantae, Streptophyta, Magnoliopsida, Malvales, Malvaceae. The record is from RefSeq and is a predicted model, not a curated record.
AUGGCUAAUAAACCAAUUCUUUCCCUGCCCAUUUUCACCCUCUUUGUUCUGUUUCCGUUCUUGUACUCAGGAGGUUCUCUAAAGAUGGCUAAUGGACAAAAGACUUGGUGCAUUGCAAAUCCAUUAUCCAGCGGUUCUGUACUGGCUGCAAACAUUGAAUACGCUUGCAGUCAAUUAGAUUGUCGUUUGAUACAACCUAACGGUCCAUGCUUCGAGCCAGAUACUCAAUUGCACCAUGCCUCAUUUGUUAUGAACUUGUACUACCAAGCUAAUGGUAGGCACCUUGCUCAUUGUGAUUUCCGAAACUCUGGUCUAGUCUCCUUGACUGAUCCAAGUUAUGGUAACUGCACUUUCCAUAGCGGUACGUGGAGGUCUAGCAGAGCAAGAACCAUCGGUAAUUUGAGGCAACAACGUGUCAAUUCAUUAACUAGUUUAGCUGAACUUGGCAUCUAA